Messenger RNA from Clarias gariepinus (North African catfish), 3568 nucleotides. RefSeq names its product testis specific protein Y-linked (gene tspy). The record is from RefSeq and is a predicted model, not a curated record. Gene Ontology annotation, biological process: nucleosome assembly. Gene Ontology annotation, cellular component: nucleus; chromatin. NCBI's taxonomy places the organism in Eukaryota, Metazoa, Chordata, Actinopteri, Siluriformes, Clariidae. Bases 345 to 1949 code for a protein of 534 amino acids. Gene Ontology annotation, molecular function: histone binding; chromatin binding. The transcript is spliced from 7 exons.
UCAGCCAAAUGGCGAACGGAAGGACAAAUUAUAAACAAGUACGCGGAACUGGAAAACACUGGGCCUUAUCACAUAUUUAAGUAAGAUAAUUUUACAUUUUUUUGCAGACAGAAACAGCAGUAUCGCCAGUGCAGGGGAACAAGCAUUUUAUUUUCAUAGUUAGCAUACAACCGAGCUAGGCCUCUUAACUCUAGGUGUCUGGACGUAAGUGCUAUGGCUAGCUAGCUAGCUAGUUGGCUAACUUAGCUAAUCAGUCAGAUUACUCAUAACAGGGGGAAACAAAACAGUAAGUUACCAAGCAAUAACUUUAAACGCAAUAAAAAGUGUUUGCGGCUAAAUAUACCAUGAGUACAGCGUCGGACAGCAGUGAAAAGCCGUCCGAAUGUAGUAGAAAGAGAGGCGCGAGCCCGCGGCAGCAGGAGGACUCCCCGCUGUCCAAACAGCCCCGAGCCGACGAGGAGAGCGAUGGAGAGACCGAUGCCCGUGAACGCGCCGAAAAAGACGCCGGUCGAUUAAAGCAACAAAAUGGCGCAUCAGAAAGUAACACUGCUCUUGAGUUUUCCGAAAGCAGAGAGCAAGAUGCGAAUGGGACAAAAAACGCCGGAGGGACUGAACGGAAGGAGAGCGCUGGAGAUGGAGAGCCGUGUGAAGGCCAGUUGGCGCGCUCAGAUUGCGCAACGAUAGUUGCAGCUGAAGUACUCGCGAGCCUCACCGCCGGCCGGGACCAGGGCAAUGAAACACCUUGUUCAUCCAAACAAGCCAGUACACAGGGCCGGGCCGAGCUGGGGCCGAGCGGGCGCGCGGAGAACAGCAGCUCGGCUUCCCCGCUGAGAGGUGUCGGUGGAGAGGUGCGCGCGCGCCGCUCAGAUGAGGUGGAGGAUGAGGAGGACGAUGAUAAUAAUGAUGAUGAUGACGACGACUCCCUCCCCGGGUCCUCCUUGACAGCCAGUUCGUCUGAUGACGACGAUGAGGAUCAGGAGCGUGAUGAGUGCGCCAUCGUGUCGGUACAGAUGGCCCCCGAGCUGCGGCGCUCCGUCGCGCUUCUGGCGCACGUGCAGAUGCGGCUGGACGCGCUGGAGAAGAAGGGCGCGCGCAUGCACCGGCGCCUCGAACUCAGACUGGGCCGUCAGCGGCGUCCUCACCUCGAGCAGCGCGCGACCAUCGCGCAGAGCAUCCCGGGCUUCUGGCUCACUGCCCUUCUCAACCACCCACACUUGUCAGCACAAAUUGAUGAAAAUGAUGAAGAUGCUCUUAGCUACAUGAUCAAUUUGGAGAUCGAGACUUUCAGAAACAACAAACUCGGCUACCGAAUAUGCUUUCAUUUUCGUCGGAACCCAUUCUUUCAGAACAAAGUAAUAGUUAAAGAGCUCCAUGUUGGUUUGGGAGGAUCCCCAGUUUCUUUCUCAAACCCAAUAGUUUGGCAUCAUGGACAAUCCUUGACAAGAAAUGGAGAACCAAGGCGGAAUUCACGAGGAGUUUAUGAGAGUUUCUUCCACUGGUUUGAUGACCAUAGUAGUCCUGGGAUGGAUGAAAUAGCACAGAUCCUGAAGGAUGACCUGUACAAAGACCCUCUCAGGUACUACCUUACACCACUGUGGGAGCCACGGGAAAAUGGCAGUAUAUCCAAACCACCCCAAAACAGUAAUGGAGAUGAGUGUGUGAUCAUCUCGGACUCGGAUGAUGACGACCAGGAGCUGGUCAGCCACGAUAGACAUCAAGAACACAAUGAUGAGGAAAACAAAGAUAAAAAUCAUGUGACAGGUGCUGGUGACAGUGACCAAGACGGUGUGGAAUCCUCAACUGAGGAGAGGCAAGAAGAGGAAGUAGAUAUAGAGGAAAUAGAUGAGGUGUGUCACUCAGCCAGCAGUGAGGUCAGAGAGCUGGACCAGGAUGAGGAAGAGGAAGAAGAUAUCGAAGUUAAUGAAGAUGAGGAGAGAGAAGAAAACUAGCAAAAGUGUGCAUACAAGAUUAUUAUUCUUUAAGCAAAUUCUGGACUCAUUAGGGCAUUGUUAUUGCAAGUAGCUGAAUCCUGUCUGAAAAGUACAGUAUCAUGUCAGCUUUAAAAAAAACAACAAAAAAAUGGCAAAAAUUGCUGGUUGUAAUAUAAGCUAAUGCAAGAUGACGUCAUUAAUAUUUUGCUACAAAAUACAGGAUGUAGAUAAGAAAAACUGGAAGGUUUAAUAUGAGGUAUGUUACAUGUCAGUGUAAUCAUGUGUACAGUCUCUGUGUUGUAUUCAUUCCCAAUCCACUUUAACUCAUAAAUGUUUAGUUUAAGCAACAGUAAAAUGUUUAACAGUAAACACUGUUAAAAUGCACUUUUUAAUGCAUGUUCUCUUUUCAGCUAUAUGGGCAACUAUUAUAACUCAGUUACAUAGCCCAGUUAAAAUGUUCCUGAUGGCCCACAGCAUUGUUCUUGUUUGUUUUUCAUGAUGUGCUUCUGCAGAAGAGCCAGAAGUCUGACUUGCAUUUUUUAUUUUAUUUUUGUUUAAUUUUUAACACAGAAUUAAAUUCUUGCUAUGCAUAAGGAUUUAUACGACCAAUACCACAAAAUCAAAACCCUUUAACCAGAUUUGUUGGUUGUGAGUUUGCUAUUCUUUAAGAUUUUGUGGUAAUCAUUCUUAAAGGGUGUGUUCUAAAUAAAUUGAAACUAGAUGCACUUAGUUUUGAACCAAAACUGGACCACUCAGGGAUGUUUAUUACAGUGAAUUCUGUGUUUUUAUUGGGUAUCAUAAGAUGCGUUACUCUGGUCUGGAUUUGUUAAUAGUUAUUCAAAUUUUUAGGUAAAUUUGUUAAAAUGAUUAUAGAUUGAUAUCUUUUUGUUUGUUUCUUUGUAAGAAUAAGCAGAUGGAAACACUUCUGCCACAAGGAACUACUUUUCUGUGCAUGGUAGGAAACUUCAGCACUAGUUUGGACUAUAUGGCAGCUCUGUUUAUAAUAAUGGCACUCAAAAAUAGAUGGCAGCACACUGUUGAUACACAUGCAUGAACAUGCUAUAAGCAGUCCCAAGCUGUAAUGUAGUUAUUUCUUUUUUUUUUCUUUCAUAAUAAUAAUAAUAAUAAGGAGAUCAUUAACCCAUGUGUGGUCUAGCAUUAUCACUAAUCUUUUAUUUUAAUGAUACAUUUAUAACAUAAAUUUACAUUUGUACAAGUGUGUAUAUGUAGGACAUUUGUAAUUUGUUUCUAUAAUGUCAUAGGCAGUGCUGACUUCCUGCUGUAACCCACACCAUUUUUUAUUUUAUUAUUUAUUUGAUUCAUAAAUAAUUAACUGCCACUUAUGAUGAUAAUCAUGCCUUGUCCACACAUACAACUUAAUUUUUGGUUGGCAAAAUCUUCAAAUACUACAUUUAUACAUUGAAGAUGUUUGUUGCAAGUGUAAUUUCUAACCCUUCAUCGAGGGUUUCUAAUUUGUUAAUUUUGUAAUUUAAAGUGUAUUUGACCUAAAGCACCAGAAGAGAAUGCUAUUUUUGUGUGGUAAAGUUUAUAGCUUAAAGGUUUAACAUAUAUGGUAUGAUUUGUCUUUAAGUAACUGUUCCUUUUUAAAAAACAAAAAAUAAAAUAAAGGUUUUUCA